AAACUUAGGAGUAUUUCAUAAAAUAAGUUAUUAUUGACUCGACGUGCGACUUUAAUUCCACCAUUCAUAUCUCAUCACCAAAUCAUCGUCAAACUCUGAGAUACCACACAUCUCAAACUCCAAGAAUCCCAUGGUGUCCACAAUUUUGAGCUUCAAUCUCCAUCUCCACCCCCACCACCAAAGCCACCUCUUCUCAAACCCCAAAACCAACUACCUCUUGAAGAAAUCAGCAAUAUUCACAACCAACUUAACUAGAAAAUUCUCCCUCCUCCCCAAAAAAUGCUACCCCGAUCCCUCAAUGAUAUCAUCAUCAUCAUCAUCAAAUCAAUCUCAAUUAAUCUCCCAGUUUGGAGAUGUUGAGCCGGACCCCACCCUCAUAAACGAUGACCUAAAGCCGACGCCCCCGGCCCACCGGACUCUCUCUGGGCUGGAUAUGGCCAGCCUGUGGGUAGGGCUGGUGGUGGGGGUGCCAUCAUAUUACCUAGCCGGCAGCCUAGUCGACCUGGGCAUGGCCUGGUGGCAGGGCAUCGCCACCGUGGUGGCUGCCAACGUAAUCCUCCUAUUCCCACUCGUCCUAACCGGCCACCCGGGCACCAAAUACGGAAUCUCCUUCCCAGUCCUAGCCAGAUCCUCCUUCGGAAUCCGCGGCGCUCAUAUCCCCACUCUCUUGCGAGCCCUGGUCGGGUGCGGCUGGUACGGGAUUGAGUCAUGGAUCGGCGGUGAAGCAAUCCUCCUCCUCCUUCCAGAAAGCGUGAAAGCGUCAUCCCUUGCAUUGCCAGUAAACUGGCUUGGCACUUCACCCCUGGCGUUCAGUUGCUUCAUCGUGUUCUGGCUGCUGCAGCUCGGAACAUUCUGGAACGGGAUCGAAGGGAUACAACAGAUUGAGAAAUACGCAGCUCCGGUUCUGAGCCUGCUCACUCUCUCCCUCCUCAUGUGGUCGUAUGUUCGAGCUGGCGGCUUCGGCCACAUGCUCUCCCUCUCAUCAAAGCUUUCGAGCUCCGAAUUCUGGGCUCUGUUCUUCCCUUCACUGACAGCAAACAUCAGUUUCUGGGCUACUCUAGCGCUAAACAUCCCUGACUUCACUCGCUACGCCAAGAGCCAGCAUGAUCAAAUCAUAGGCCAAGCCGGUCUCCCCUUGUUCAUGGGAGCAUUCACAUUUGUGGGGCUGGCAGUGACUUCCUCCACCACAGUCAUAUUCGGUGAAGUCAUUUCCAGCCCAAUCCAGCUUCUGGGGAGAAUAGGUGGGAUUUGGACCAAGAUCUUAGCUAUAUUAGGCAUAAGCCUGGCCAUCAUCACCACCAACGUGGCAGCCAACGUGGUCGCCCCAGCGAACGCGCUCGUCAAUCUGAGCCCUUCCGUCUUCACGUUCCGGAGGGGGGCCCUGCUGACGGCGCUGCUGGGGAUUGCCUUCCAGCCUUGGAGGCUGCUGCAGUCCAGUGAGAGCUUCGUGUACACGUGGCUGGUGGGGUACUCGGCGUUUCUGGGGCCCAUCGCUGGGGUGAUUCUGGUGGAUUAUUAUUUGAUCAAGGGUGCGGAGUUGAGCGUGGGGGAUUUGUACACGAUGAGCCCGAAAGGGGCUUACUACUACUUUGGUGGCUUCAAUGUGGCUGCGAUUGGGGCGUUGGUGGUUGGGGUUUUGCCUGUGGUUCCUGGUUUCUUGAAUAAGCUUGGAAUGUUGAGAUCCGUUCCUCAACCGUUUGUGCUUAUUUACAACAAUGCUUGGUUCAUUAGCUUCUUCUUAGCUGCCUUUGUGUACUGGCUAUUGAUCAAACUCACAGCUGCCUCAUUCUCACACAUUUCUGUUUAUAAUUGUCACACAAAAUAAAAGCUAUGUGGAGGGAGGAGUAUCAUUUUUCUACAAA
Salvia hispanica is the source of this 1862-nucleotide messenger RNA. It is a transcript of the gene NCS1, whose product is annotated as permease, cytosine/purines, uracil, thiamine, allantoin family protein. Gene Ontology annotation, molecular function: nucleobase transmembrane transporter activity. Gene Ontology annotation, cellular component: plasma membrane. Gene Ontology annotation, biological process: transmembrane transport; nucleobase transport. The record is from RefSeq and is a predicted model, not a curated record. Lineage: Eukaryota; Viridiplantae; Streptophyta; Magnoliopsida; Lamiales; Lamiaceae.